Molecule: messenger RNA, 351 nt
Organism: Didymodactylos carnosus
Lineage: Eukaryota; Metazoa; Rotifera; Eurotatoria; Philodinida; Philodinidae
Source: the annotation of a GenBank genome assembly
AUGAGUGAAUUAACACAACCAGAUUUACUUGAAUUAAAUGAUCCAUAUGAUAUUGAUGCUGAAUUAGAUCGUCCCGUUGACACAGCAGUCAACGAUGGCAAAUCCUCACUCUUCACGAAUUGUCAACAGUUAGCAUUUGAUGUUGUACCGCGGCUACUUAGCGAUAAAUGGUUUAAACAAUGGCAAAAACAAAAUUUGAAACGAUUACCAACGUCAACUUAUUCGUCAAUCUCUGUUACUUCAAAUACUCAUUUAUAUGUUAAAUGGAGUAAAACGCAAAACGUUGGCGCGUGGACAUGUGCCUUAAAAGACUUUGGUCUUUUAGAUCUACCCCUUAAUAUGUGUAUAUAA